Chironomus riparius is the source of this 6243-nucleotide messenger RNA. The record is from the annotation of a GenBank genome assembly. NCBI's taxonomy places the organism in Eukaryota, Metazoa, Arthropoda, Insecta, Diptera, Chironomidae.
AAAAAGCUUAAAAGCCACCAAAGAAAAUUAAUUGAAUAUUUUAAGAAAUGGAUGCACCAAUACAGGAAGACUUUAGAGGAGCAGGAUACCUAGGCAGUUUUUUAUCAAACACAUUAAAAACAAAUCAACUUGAAGUUAAUACAGACGUUCGAACUUUAAGGCCAAUAGCAAGGCUCAAAGAGCCACGAGAUCUAUUCGCAUUGCCUAAGGAACGUGACAAUGAGUGUACACAACAAUUGCCACGAUGGCCAAAUGAAUGUCAGGUACUCGAUGAGCGCGUGUAUCACAUAGAGUAUGCACCGGAGCAGCCAGAACCGUAUUACAAAGCAACAGGCAAGGAACUGCAACCACGACCUGUUGGCGAGGAGCAUGGUCUUAUUGUCUAUAAUUACAUGCCAAUUAGUGCCGUACAUUACAAACAACUAAAUAGACGACAUGAUUAUAUCCGAACAUAUGGUCGCAAUGAGGACUAUAUCAGAAUGGUUAGAAUACACAACGAUUUUGAAUUCUGGGGCGAUUAUGCCGAUGAAGAAAUUCUUGAACGUAAUAUGGUUGUUGGUCGUGAACUUCCUCAGGACAAAUAUUUUUACGGUUAUGAGAAAGAAAAACGAAUACAAGGGUGUCUCUUUUGUAGCGAUAAAAUUGAUAUGGAUUUUAAUAGAUUUGAUAUUUUUCUUGAACAUCAUGAUAUUAUAAGACAAAAAAAUCAUUUUGAUUCUUUUCGCACCUCAAUGCCUACAUUGGAUAAAAAAUAUGAAUAUGACUCGGAUGCUAAACCAUGUUGGUGUAAUAACCUGCCACAGUUUAGUCGAAGUAGUGUCGGUGGAUCAAAAUAUCUUCUGCCAGCUCAGCCGUACGCACUUGAUCAGGAUGAUUUGAUAUUUGAGUCACGAUUUGAAUCUGGUAAUCUGGCGAGAGUCGUAAAGGUUACGAACAAUUACUACGAGUUGUACUUGCGACCCGACAUGUACACUAAUCGUCACACUCAAUGGUUCUAUUUUCGUGUGAAGAAUACUAGAGCUAAAAUGACCUAUCGAUUUUCUAUUGUUAACUUAACAAAGCCUGAUAGUUUAUAUAAGGAAGGAAUGCGCCCACUGAUGUACUCAACAACAGAUGCCACAAAUAAUAAUAUUGGAUGGAGACGAUGUGGAGAGAAUAUUGCAUAUUUUCGUAACGAAGAUAAUAACAUUUACAGCACCAGAAACUAUCAUCAAGUGCUCAUCGAUGAUUUUGAUGAUGAAGACAAUGGAAAUAUUUGCUCAUUCACUUUAACAUUUAAUAUUGAAUUUCAACAUGACAAUGAUACUGUCUACUUUGCACAUAGCUAUCCGUAUACAUAUUCUGAUUUACAAGAUUAUCUUAUGAAUAUUCAACGUCAUCCGAUAAAAUCUAAGUUCUGUAAACUGAGAUUGUUAUGUCGUUCAUUAGCAGGAAAUAAUGUUUAUUAUUUAACUGUUACUGCGCCGAGUACACCUGAAGAGGAGAUGCAAAAGAAAAAGAAGGCAAUUGUUAUAACAGCACGAGUACAUCCAGGUGAGACGCCAAGUUCUUGGAUGAUGAAAGGUUUUAUGGACUUUAUAACAGGAGAUUCAUAUGUGGCUAAAAAACUACGUCAUAAAUUUAUAUUUAAACUCGUACCAAUGCUCAAUCCGGAUGGAGUCAUUGUUGGUAAUACGAGAAGCUCAUUAACAGGCCGUGAUUUAAAUCGACAAUACCGUACCGUGAUAAGAGAAACGUAUCCGUCCAUUUGGAAUACAAAGGCUAUGAUUAAAAGACUGAUGGAGGAUUGUGGUGUCGCUUUAUAUUGUGAUAUGCAUGCUCACUCAAGGAAACAUAAUAUUUUCAUCUACGGCUGCGAGAACAUGAAACGUCAUCCUGAUAGACGACUUUUAGAGCAAGUCUUUCCGCUCAUGUUACAUAAAAAUGUCGCUGAUAAAUUUUCAUUUGAGAAUUGUAAAUUUCGUGUUCAAAAGAAUAAGGAAGGAACUGGUAGAAUUGUUGUAUGGGUACUAGGCGUGACAAACAGUUACACAUUAGAAGCAUCGUUUGCUGGCAGUACAAUGGGAUCGAGAGCUGGAACUCAUUUCUCAACUAUGGAUUAUGAACAACUGGGACGAGCAUUUUGCGAGACAUUGAUGGACUAUUAUGAUGAUAAUCCACUUAAAGUAAAUACAUUUAUGCCACACAUUAAGAAAAUGCGUAAAGAACAACGCAAAGCACGAAAAGCACUUAAAGCAAAACGAAAAUCCGAAAAAUUGGCAAUGGAAGAAGGACAAAUAAAUGAAAAUCAAAAUGACAGUAAUGAUAGCUUUGAGUACCGCGAUUAUUAUGAGUUAGAAAGGAUGAAAAAAGUUAUUAAAAUUUCUCUACAAGAGACAUUUGAUUGGGACGAGUUAGCAGAGGAUUUACGUAAAGAAAAUGUGGGUAGUGAUGACGAUCUCGGGUCUGAUUAUGAAAAUGAAGAUGAAAAUUAUCCAGAUGAGCAUGAUGAAUAGUUUAUUUGUCCUUCUUUCAACAUCGUUGUCAUUCUAACAUUUUUGUUACACAAGAAUAUUUAUGUUCAUAUAGGCUAUGAUUAGAUUUUAUGUAACUUGAUUCAUAUGAGAAUGCAAUACAAUGACUAAGAAUGAAUAUUUUUUUUAAGGAUGAGGAAGAAUUAAGGCAAGGACAAAAGGAGUAUGGCAUUUAAUGAAUUACGGUUGAGAUUUUCAUUUAUCCUAUUAAAUAUUAUGUUGGAUUUAUGAUAAUUGAACGCUUUUGCCGAAGAACGUGACGUGAAAAAACGGGCAUUUGGAAUUUGAAAAUGAUUAGACCGAUUUUUACAAAACAAAGAAAUUUUUUUAAAACUGAUCAACGGUUAUUCUUACAAUAAAAUUAGUGAUUUUUCUUAUACUAAUAAAUUUGCCAAUAAUUUGUAAUGACUACAGUACGUGGGAAAACUACGAAUAUGAGAGAUGACUGCUUCUCUCUUAUUUUCUGAUAGCAAAUAAUGGUUUCCAUGUUUUCCACGUCUAUCUGAAGUGUCUUCUUUUUUAAACUUAUCCAAAGCUAGCCUAAUGACAUUCUUAGAAAUUUCCAAAAUUGAAGUGUAAAAUAAAACACAUACCGACUUUCCAAGAAGAAAAUAUUUUUUUCGUUGAGGAUCUGAUGAGUCAACUGAUGCUACUAUAAAUGCCACUCUUGCCUGAUAAUCAAAACUCCUGUAAUUUUGCUUGAUUUGCUGAAUUUUUUGUUCGGUGAAUUUAUUUUUACAAUUAUUUUUGCAGCAUGUCUUCUGAUUCUUAAGAUUACAUCCUUGAGUGUUCAGUUCACUUGUCUGUUGUUUUUCUCUAACCAUUUUGAAUUAAAGUACAAUAAACUCAAUAAAAAAAUAAUAAAAUUUAAUUUUACGUGUGUAAACAAAAAAAAAAUUUCUUUGUUUUGUAAAAAUCGGUCAAAUCAUUUUCAAAUUCCAAAUGACCGUUUUUUCACGUCACGUUCUUCGGCAAAAGCGUUCAAUUUCUUGUGGCAGAGCUUUUGUGAUAGUGUGUUGGUGUAUAAUACUCGGCAUGUGUGAAGACUUUUUUAUUUUCGUACAAUAUAGUUGAUAAAGUAACAAAAAAAAACAUCAUUCAAAUCCAUCAACAAAUGUGUUCAAAGUCUUUUCACAAACAAGUAAAAGUUAUUAUAAUACAAUUAGCUCCAGAUUUCAUUUGUUGAUUAUACAGCCAAUUAUUCACAGUCAAUCCAAAAGCUCUCAAAACAAACUUUCAGGAAACUUCUUAACCUAUUUUAUCAUCGAUUAUCAGAAAAAAAAUUUUGUCCUUCAACUUCAAUUCUUCAUCUUCUCUUUAUGUAAUUAACAAAGAUUGAUCUCUCUUCAUAAAACAUAAGAAAAGCAAAAAAGAAAGAAAUUCUUUUCUCUUUCAACCAACUGUGCUUAAACAAGAAUUCAUCAAUCAAUCAAUCAAACAAUCAAUCAUGUAUGUUACAUGUGUGAAAGUCGUUUAAAUCCAAUCAAUCAAUUAAUUUUUCUUCUUCUUCCAAAAAAAAAAUAUAAUCCAUUGACUAAAGAGAAAUUAUAAAUCAGUUUGCAUGAAGCAACUUAAUGACAUUCAGAAUCGAGGUGGAAGAGAAUUAGAUGAAACAGAAGCUUAUCUACGUCAUCGUGCAAGAGUUCAUGAACGUGAGAAACGUGAGAAAUUAAAGAAGCAAGGAAAACUCGAGGAAUAUUUAGCAGAAGUUGAAAAGAAUAAGCCAAAGAAAGAAUCGAAGAAGGAAUGGAUUCCUGAAGAACCACCAGUUUUUGACGAAUUUAUGAAAGAAUAUUAUGAGAGUAGAAAAUUCGACAAAGAAAAUCUCGUCAUUAAUAAUGUAAUAAAGCAUCCAACUCCAGAAGAUUAUUAUGGAAUGCCACAUAGUAGUGUAGAAAUAAAGAAAAAGGUCAAGAAACGUAAGAAGCCUAAAAAGAUUGAAAAUCGUGAAGAUGAAAUUUUGCUUAACGACCCAGAAUUUAAGCCUGAAAUGGCUGGUAGCACUGGUCUACCAAAAUUCUUUUUCAGUAAUCUAGUCAAGCAAAAUCGCUCAGCCCUUCAAGAGGCUCAAGCUCGUCAUCGAAUGGAUUUUCACAAACAUAACAAGAAACAUCACAAAUGAUCAAUCUUACUUAGUUACAGAAAUAAAGAAAAUAUUAUUUUUAGCAACGAUGAAAAUUAAGAAGAAAUUCUGAACUAAAUUACAAAAUCUGUGCAUAUACUUCCUCAAAUGUUUUACGUUCUUCUUAAUUUUGUCGCUAAUUAGUGCAAGAUGUUGCUCCUAUGUUUAUUUUAAUUAUUAUUUUCUUGUUUAUUUUAAGUGUUUGUAGAUUAUUAGUAAAAUGAAAGAUCCUUUUAGAUGAUUUUAGUAAGAAUUUCUACCCGAAAUUUAAACAGAUUGUUUCAAUCAGUAUGAAAAUCUGACAGAAAUUAUCAUAAGGUCCCUUCACACAUAAAAAUAUAAACAAGUAUCCUGAUUGUAAAUGAAUAUUUGCAAAUGUGUUCCUUUUAAGUUAAAUAAAUUAUAGGCCGUUUCAUCUCAGGCAUAUAUACUUCUGUGACUUUCAUAGCAUUCACAAGAAAUAUACCAAAUGAUACGUAAUAAAAAGAUCACAGAAAGAUAUUUGAUAAUACUGAUGCUUGAGAUGUGGCGGUUCGUUUAGUUCAAAUUUUAUUUGUAGAAUUAAUUUUGAGAUGAAAAUGGCACGCUUCUAAAGUGUUUUAGCAAUUAUUAUUUUAAUAAAAGAACUUGUGACAUUUUCAUGGCAUCAUGUUGAUGAUUUUAUGAUUUACGUGUGUAAAAUUGCAAUAAUGCAACUUAUGACCGAAUAAAAAAGAGCAAAAAUUCUGUACCUGACGAAAAAUUGCACUUUUUAAAAUUAUUUUUUCAAUUUGCAUGCUUUAUAUUUAAUGGGUAGACGAAUCUUCACUCAUUAGUGUCGCUUACUGUUUGAAACCAAAAUUCUUCAAAUAAUUUCUCUCGACUUAAUUUUAGGAAAAGCUUCGAAUGAAAAUUUUAACACGACUUUCAAAAGAGGGCUCGAGUGCAGAUGAGCCACUGAACAUUCCACUUUCAGAUUAUUCAAGGUACUUAAAUUUUCUAUUUUAAUUUAUAUGACAUAGAAAAAACUUUAUUUUGUAUUUCCCAACAGUGACGAAGGUGAUUCAAGUUCGAGUUCUGAUGAUGAGGGUAAAGAUAGUUUAUGUGAUUUAGAAGGACCUUGUUGUCAAGCUUUGAGAGUACCACCAUGUUCACCAGUACUCUCACCGGAAAGAAAAUCAAAGAAAAAGGUUUGAAUGUUCUUUAAUAAAAAUUUCAAUCUUAAUUAAUCUGUAUAAAUAAUCUUAGAUACACGGCAAAAACAAGCAUCGAAGAGCCUCUCCCAUAAAGCGUAAUAAAUUAUUGACGAGAUCUGUUAUGGAUUUACCGACAACUGAUCCCGGCAGUGAUUUUCCUGAUUAUUAUACAACGGAAGAUGAAUGUGAAACAGAUUAUGAUACUGAGGGCAAUGUAACGAAAGUAUCACGAUCGAAAAAAAUCCUUCGAAGUGAGAUGAGAAAGGCAAAUUCUGCGAGUUGUGAUGCUAUGCCACCAGAACUGAUUAUUACUAAGGUAAAUUGCCAAAUUUACAUACAGUAAUAAAUUAAUAAAGUAGUAGAUUUAAAAAAUUACAACUUUUCAAGAUAUAAGGGUUCAAAUCCCAAAUAUAAUUCGACAAAUGAAAUAAAG